CACAAAGCUUCUCAGACAAUCAUCUACAAAAAUGCUAACUGCCAGCGAGUUGCGCGCAAUCAUGACGCAUCCGGCGUCGAGCAAUCCCGGUCUCGAUCGCAGUCCCGAUGCACUCCCCGUACCGAGUGCGCAUGUCCCAGCAAGCGAAGGGGCGACUGAGACCGCGGCGAGCAUGCGCGCAAUGCGAGAAUGGUUUGCGCAGAUCGCCGACACGCUGAUCAACGAGUGCGCACUCGUCGUCAACGGCACGCACCGCUUCCGUCUCUUGGAAAUCGAGUUCUAUGCGUACAAGGACGGCUCAUUGGCACUGCCGUUGGAUGGCCCGGGCGCGGUCUCGGUCUCGGUCUCGGUCUCGGAGGCUUCGUCGAUUCCUGUGCAUCGUGACGUGUUUGCGCACCGGCAGCCGACCCAGCGAGAGUGCCUCACGUGGUACUUUCACAAGCGCGGCAAGUCCUUUGUUGGAGGAACGCACAAAGGUUUGGACGUGACCUUUGGUGAUUCGACCCUGCUUGGCGGCAUUUUGCUGCGCUCAAUGCAAAGCUUGGAAAAUGAUCAGGAUGUGGUCUGCGGGCCGUGCUUGCUUGUGGAUCGGCUUCUCAAAGACGCAGAAGUGGAUUCCAUUCAGUCGUUUGUGUCCAAGGCCGCUGAUUUAUCUGCUGUUCCUGCGCCUUCGGAUACCGCGAGCAAUCAGCCGUAUCUGCGAAUAGUGCCAUGGAAGCUUGAGAAGCGCUCGCUGUUGAACACUCCGAGAAUCGGGUUGACCCUCAAGAAACAUGCAGACCAAACCGAGUUGCGGUACCGCUUUCUCAUGCAACCGUAUCGUGUGCUUGCAGACAGCCCUCCGCUCUCGAAAGGCAAGACUCAGACAUUGGUUGCAAGGCUGCACCAAACCUAUCAAUCUGGAGGGAUUGCAAGCGUGGCCACGCAGUCAGAACCAUUCGCAAAGGCGUGCCGAUGGGUCGAGGCCGCUCGCGCAGCAGACGCGCCAAAGGUGCAGCUACAACGGCGUCUUGUGGGCCUGCACGGAAAUGACAUGUCUUCUGCCGCCGCAAUAUGCGAGGCCUAUCCGCUGCUCUGUGCAUGGUCGGAGCUCGACUUGGCAGACGACGGUUUGCAACAAUCCGAACAACCCGAACAAUCCGAACAAUCCGAACAACCCGAACAACCCGAACUUCCUCCGGCAGCCAGCCAUGCCUCACCAGUGCAACUGACGCCCGCGGUUCCUAGCUCACUGUUCCAGUCCAUUGUUGCGAAAACAACGCGCGAACGCCCUCGAAGAGGGAUUGCGCAGCUCGACCAUGAAGACCCGAUCGCGGCGAACAAGCGACCGCGGCUCUCGCCCCCGCUUUGAAACUUGUUAUUUGACCAUUGUGAUUUGCUGUUCUUGUAGCCGCGUUCUGUGACAGCCUCGAGUGUGCAUGGCGAU
Molecule: messenger RNA, 1426 nt
Organism: Capsaspora owczarzaki ATCC 30864
Lineage: Eukaryota; Filasterea; Ministeriida; Capsasporidae
Exons: 3
Coding region: 32-1351 (439 amino acids)
Source: RefSeq, a predicted model, not a curated record